Osmerus eperlanus (European smelt) is the source of this 5423-nucleotide messenger RNA. RefSeq names its product protein bicaudal C homolog 1-B-like. The coding region runs from base 247 to 3153 and encodes 968 amino acids. Gene Ontology annotation, cellular component: cytoplasm. The record is from RefSeq and is a predicted model, not a curated record. NCBI's taxonomy places the organism in Eukaryota, Metazoa, Chordata, Actinopteri, Osmeriformes, Osmeridae. The transcript is spliced from 21 exons. Gene Ontology annotation, molecular function: protein binding; RNA binding.
UGCAUCAAUUUGAGCGCUCAAGGGUCAGCAAAUAGAAGUAGCACCCAAUCACACCAGUUUAUUUUUAGUGGUGCUGAUACGCGCGAGAGGGAUUCAGUGAAGUCGCACUGCGCAACAAUGAUGGACAACAUUUCGAACUGAGUGAAAGGAUAAAGUUUGGAAACAGCUUUAGAACUUUACUCUUUAGUGUAGCUUUAAAAUUACUUCGAAACGCAGUGGUCAUUGGAAACGUUGCUGUGCAGCGCAAUGGCUGCCCAGUGCGAUUCUUUGAGCGGAUACUUGCACCAGUCGGACCAGGGCUCAAACAGCGAGCGCAGUGACUCCCCAAUCCCCGGAUCCGAAGAUGACUUGAGCGGACCCCAUGUUUUACCAGACCCAGAGUGGACGGAGGAAAGAUUUCGAGUUGACCGCAAGAAAUUGGAAGUCAUGCUACUAGCAGCCACCGAAGGAAGGAUCAACGGAGGGGAGGAUUUCUUCCAGAAGGUGAUGGAUGAGACCACAACACAGAUAGCCUGGCCUUCCAAACUGAAGAUCGGAGCCAAGUCCAAAAAAGACCCCCACAUCAAGGUGUGUGGAAAGAGGGACAAUGUGAGGGAAGCCAAAGACAGGAUCAUGUCGGUCCUGGACACCAAGAGUAACCGCGUCACCCUGAAGAUGGACGUGUCCCACACAGAGCACUCCCACGUCAUCGGUAAGGGGGGCAACAACAUCAAGAAGGUGAUGGAGGAGACCGGCUGCCACAUUCACUUCCCGGACUCCAACCGUAACAACCAGGCGGAGAAGAGCAACCAGGUGUCCAUUGCUGGCCAGCCUGCAGGAGUAGAGGCAGCACGGGCCAAAAUCCGAGAGCUGCUCCCUUUGGUCUUGUCGUUCGAGCUCCCGGCCCAGCCAGACCCGUCCUCGCCCGCCGUGCAGCACAUCUCCCAGACGUACGACCUGAACGUGUCCUUCAAGCCCCCCGGACGCCUCUACAGCUCCACCGCCGUGGUCCGCGGCUCCCAGAACAACGCCAGCGCCGUCAAGAGAGGCACCGCCAUCCUGCUGGAGCACCUGACGGGCAGCCUGGCCGGGGCCAUCUCCGUCUCCACCCACCUGGACAUCGCCCCCCAGCACCACCUCUUCAUGAUGGGCCGCAACGGCAGCAACAUCAAACACAUCACCCAGCGCACCGGCGCCCAGGUCCACUUCCCCGACCCCAACAGCCCCCAGAAGAAGUCCACCGUCUACAUCCAGGGCACCAUCGAGUCGGUCUGCUCCGCGCGACAGCACCUCAUGGGUUGCCUGCCCCUGGUGCUGAUGUUUGACAUCAAAGAGGACAUCGAGGUGGAGGCCCAGUACACCACCGCUCUGAUGGAGCAGCUGGAUGUCUUCAUCAGCAUCAAGCCCAAGCCCAAACAACCCAGCAAGUCUGUGAUCGUGAAGAGCGUGGAGAGGAACGCGGUCAACAUGUACGAGGCCAGAAGGUUCCUCCUGGGUCUGGAGAACCCCGGCAUGUCCUCCACCUCCUCCUUCUCGUCUGUGGCCGUGUCCCACACCAACGCUCCCUCCCUCAUCGGCCUGGACAUCCUGGCCUCAGCUGGACUGGGGCUGAGCAGUCUGGGUCUCCUGGGGGCGUCCGUGCCCCACUCCCUCAGCAGUUCCCCGCUCCCCAACUCUGUCCUCAACAGCCUGAACUCCUCCAGGAGCGCCCUGCAGAGCCCCAGCGCCCCCUCUCCCUCGCCCUCCCUCUGGGCCAGCUCGCUGUCCGCCUCCCAAGCGUUCUCCUCUUCUCUGCUGAUGCACCCUGCCGCCCAGGCCACCCUCAGCAGCAUCCUGAUGUCCGGGGUGCAGGGCUACGGCCAGAACACCCCCCCCCCCCCGCCAGGCCUGGCCCCCAUCGACAAGCAGACCAACGGGGCCCCUGACUGCACCAAGGGCCCCUGCACCCUCAAUGGGCACGUGAAGCACCCCAGCUCAGUGUAUGGGAGGAUAUCCACUGCGUCGCGGGCAGACACAGGCCUGAACCCAAACCAGUGUGACUCCGUCCAGGAGACUAGUGGCCACACCCCCUCAGAGCCCAUGUCCAGCAAGUCCAACCAGGACGAAGACUCGGACACUUUCGUUGAAGUGGGCAUGCCCAGGAGCCCGUCUCACUCGGCCAAUGGGAACGAGCUGAAGCAGAUGCUGGCUUCCUGUAAGACGUCGUCAGGGAAACGGCAGGCGGUGGAGCUUCUGCAGGGGACCAAGAACUCCCAUCUCCACUCAGACCGCCUGCUGUCGGAUGCGGAGUGCGGCUCGUCCGACGGCGGUGUGGCUGAUAAGAGAGCCCCGGGCAGCGAGCGGGCGGCCGAGCGGGCAGCACAGCAGAGCGAGCGAGAGAGGAACCGCCUGACGCCUCAGGCCGCCUUCGCCAACAUGCAGGCGUUUGACUAUGAACAGAAAAAACUUUUAGCAACCAAAGCCAUGCUGAAGAAGCCGGUAGUGACGGAGGUGAGGACUCCCACCAACACAUGGAGCGGUCUGGGGUUCUCCAAGUCCAUGCCUGCUGAGACCAUCAAGGAGCUCCGCAGGGCUAACCACGUUCCCUACAAACCCUCCAUGAGCACCACCUUCGAGGGCUGUCCCCUGUCCUUGUCUCGCUCCAACAGUCGCGAGUGCAUCGGCAACGGCAGCGACUCAGACAAUUGGCGGGAACGGAAUGGAGGGGGCGUGGGCGGGCUGCCCGGACACCCAGAGUUCCCCGCUCCCGUCGGCAGCCCCAAGAGGAAGCAGAACAAGUCUGCUGCGGAGCUCUACCUCAGCAGCAGUAACUACAUGGACUGCGUCUCUUCGCUCAGUGGCAGCAACGGCUGCAGCCUCAACUCGUCGUUCAAAGGCUCUGAGCUGCCGGAGCUGUUCAGCAAGCUGGGUCUGGGGAAAUACACUGACGUGUUCCAGCAACAGGAGAUCGACCUGCAGACGUUCCUCAGCCUGACCGACCAGGACCUGAAGGAGCUGGGCAUCACCACGUUCGGAGCCCGCCGAAAAAUGCUGCUCGCCAUCUCAGAACUGAAUAAGAACAGGCGGAAGCUGUUUGAACCACCCAUCAGGUCCUCCUUCCUGGAAGGGGGCGCUAGCGGCCGUCUGGCUCGGCAGUUUCACGCUGACAUGGCCAGUGUUAGCGGCCGGUGGUAGGCCUCCAGGCACCCCCGGUACCCUCCAUGAUGGGCCCCAAGACAGGGCCUCCUUCUGGGCUUCUGACGCCCACUCUGCAGCCUCUCUGGGUGCUCGGCUGAUGGUGCCUGAUCUUAGAAUGUUUAACUGUUUUGUAUCCAAAAGAAGCCAUAGUUUACCCAAAAGUGUCAUUAGGAAAUAAGGGAUGUCUCAGAGAUUUAUGAAGUUCAGUCUUACUCCGUGUGGUUCCUAGAAGUGGACCAUAUGUGGGGCAUUUACACAUGACGGCUAUUGUGUUUGUCAUAAAGGUUGCUGUCAAGUAUUUUGUACAGUAUUUGUUGAAGUGAAUAGGUGGAAUGAUUAGUACAAUCACAUACAUUGAUACCAUCUACUUGCAUAGUAUGCUGUUGUAUCAAUUACAUGCACUUUACCCAUACUAGACUUUUACCUGUGAAAGCCAGAUUCCUCAAAUUGGAAUUCAUUUUGCAGUUUGUAUUGGCUCGCAUCACAGAUGUAUUUGUACCAAGCCAAUUGUUAGCACUUAUCGCAAGUAGUAGGAAUAAGGUAAUAACGUCUAAGUGCCAAAGUGACUUCAACUCAACACCAGAGGAAUGACCUUUAACCCUUCUUGAUGUUCCUGUAGAUUUACAGAUCAGUAUUGCAACCAGUCAGCUGCUAUGGUUGGCCUGCAAUCUGUCACACAUAUUUUAGAAAGCCCCAACAGUAUUUUAUAUUCAUUUAUUGAUUAUUUUAUCCUCAUUGUAGGAGGGGGGAGGGGGAGGUACGGUAAUUGGUUUACAUGUAUUAUGUUGUGUUUUCCAUUUUUUUACCUUUUUAUAAGUUUCCGAGAUUCGUAAUUAAUUUCUUUGUUGUGUUUUUAUGGUAAUGUUUUCACCUUGUUAAAUGCAUUUGUGGAGCUUUGUGGCUGUGCCAUUAGACCAAAGUGGAGAGCGAGAGCGAAACAGAAGUAGAGAUAUAUCUGUCAGUACCUUACAGUAGGUCUCUUUCUCUCUGAAUAUGGUUGGCAGUUUUCUGUGGUUCUCUUAGUGUGUCUAGUUAUCUGUCUGUGGGCUGUUAGUUUGCCUCUGCAUGUCUCUGUGUAUGGAAUCCAUUCAGCAGACGAGCCUCUUUAGGGAUCUGGAUCCUAGAAACAGGAUAAUGUGUGCAGAGCGAUGGUGCUUAUCAUCAAAGUAUGUGGAUGCUGAGAAACUCCCCACGCUUAAUUUGUAAUAAUUUAGGAUGACUCUUAUGACGUGGUUUUGGAUGAGCCCUUUAACUAAAAAAGACAUCCAAAUUUAGUUGGAUUAAGCACUUAACUUAACCAUAACAUCUUCUAUGAUGGUCUGAUCAUAUACAUAGGUAUAUAUAUAUCGUUUAUAGGUAUAACAAGACUAUUUGAUUGCCAUAAAAUGUUUGUUGUGCCAAAAUGUAAGACUAUCUACUGACGACAAAGAAUAGUAGCUGUCUAGGUGGAUAUCAGGGGCGUUUUCACAAUGACAAGAAACUGCAUGAAACUGACUGCAGCCUACUCCUGUCGCUGUAGUCAAGGUUUUUUGGUCCUUUUGUAUUACAUUAAGUAUAAAAAGGGAUUGAGAAGACCAAUAAGUAGAAUAGAGAGGACUGAUCAAUUUCACUCAUCAUGGUACCAAACUGAGCACUGAUUCAAGAUGUCAGUGCUGUUAACUCGCACUCAGCAGGUGUAUUUGUUAUCACUCAAGUGAAGUCUGCUCUAAGGGAAAUUUUGAUUUAAACUGUCAUGUUAAUGGUGUUACGAAUGAUUUAUGUGGUUUAAUGAAAGGACUUAUUUGCAUUCAACGUUUACCAGGAGCCUGUCCAGCAACCCCUCUACAGUAUGGCUAUGCAAUUAUGUCUUUCACGUUUAUGUUGUACUCAUGUUCUAUACAAAGGUUUGAAAGGGUCUAUUUUGUACUGUGUUCAAUAAAAUGGUACAUUUAUAAUGAAUGUAAACCACUAAGGAAUUCCAUAUGUUCUUACUUAGCUUUUGUGCAAAAGCUUCAUCCUUGAACAACAAUGUGUAUGGUUGUGUAAUACAUCUGUUUUUGUGUUAAAAACAGAAAGGUACAGUUUUACAUGACAAGGUCAAUCCCAGCCUUCUUGGAGAAACACGCCAUUGUUUUGUACGAUGGCUUCUGUUGACCCAGCUGUUAUGCAUUGUGUUCACUCUGGUAGUACAUCUGUCAAUACACAGAUACCAAUAGAGCAUUGUUGUCAAAUUAACAAAAAAUACAAGUUUCUUAUUGUUAUUGCAAUAAAUGUAAUAAGUAUGUGGA